GUGGCCGGUCGUGCAGCCGCAGAUUGGAGGGACCGCUCGCGCCGGAGCCGUUGGGGGGAAGAGUGGGCGGACGAGGAGAGGCAACGCCAGCCGCCAUCUGCAUCACGGUCGGCGGCGCAGACAGAGAGGGCCGUCUAAAAUGCCGGCUUCCCGCGUUCUCCUGAGGUCGGCCCAGAUUACUCGAGUUUUUACUCGUUCUGCUUUCACUGCAAGGAAACCUGACUACACAAAUCCCAACUGGUUGCGUGUUGGUCUAGCAUUUGGAAGCACGAUAGCACUGUGGGUGAUGCUCUUCAACCAACAUGAACAUGAUGUCCAAGAAUACAAAGCACAUCAUGGAAUCAAGUAACUGACCAACUGCCGUUCUAUGCACAUACUUAGAAAUAAUUAAUUGAAGGAACACUGGCUUAGGAAGAUGCAUCAGGAAGAUGAAAACCAUUUGUCAAAUGAAAAGCUUGAAUUGACACCUCAAAUUACCUUUUACUUAUUCUUAAUAAACAGACUCAUUUUGGAAUAAGUGAAGAGAAAAAAAUCUGUCUGUGCCUCAUUCAGUGUCAGUCUUGUAAUAUUUUUGUGAAAAAUGUAAAAUGUACCAUCUGUUGUAAACUGAAAUGUUCCUGUGGUGAAUAAUAAAUGUAGUGGAAGGUC
Messenger RNA from Hemiscyllium ocellatum (epaulette shark), 648 nucleotides. RefSeq names its product NADH:ubiquinone oxidoreductase subunit C1 (gene ndufc1). The record is from RefSeq and is a predicted model, not a curated record. Gene Ontology annotation, cellular component: mitochondrion. The transcript has 4 exons. The coding region runs from base 140 to 349 and encodes 69 amino acids. NCBI's taxonomy places the organism in Eukaryota, Metazoa, Chordata, Chondrichthyes, Orectolobiformes, Hemiscylliidae.